AUGGACCCAUCCGGACUCUUCCGCCAGCUGCUACGCAUGCCCGUAGGCCACCGUACCGCCCUACUCGCGCCGACGCGUCCGAACGCGCGCGCUUUCGCCAUGUUCGCACACCCGCUGUCCCACCCACGCUUCAUGUCCCUCCCGCGCAUUGUCCAGCCGAGCUUCUGGGCCUCUCUGAUACCCACACCACUCAAGACGCGCUCUGAGAGACCUAGGCGCAAAGAGUGGAACCCCGCUACCCCCUACAUCAUCCUUGGAUUGCUCGUUGGCAGCCAGGCUAUCCAGAUAUUAUGGUUGAAGCAGGAGAGGACACACAACCUUCGCAAAGCCGAAGCGAAGAUUGGGGUGUUGAAAGAGGUCAUUGAGCGUGUACAGAGAGGGGAAGACGUCUCUGUAGAAGCGGUUUUGGGAACGGGCAAUGAGGCCGACGAAAGAGAAUGGGCUGAGGUUCUGAAAGAUAUCCAGGACGAGGAGGCUCUUUUCCAAAGUAAGAAGAGGAGGAAGGCACAGAAAGAUGCUGCUAUGCAAGAGACUGCUCAAACACCGGAUAAGGACCAACAAAAGACACCGAGGACAAAGUUCACAAAACAAGAAGUAGAAAGCGUUGGAGGUGUGAAGUUCUACUGA
This is a messenger RNA of Alternaria ventricosa, 627 nucleotides long. RefSeq lists its product as uncharacterized. The transcript has 2 exons. The record is from RefSeq and is a predicted model, not a curated record. The coding region runs from base 1 to 627 and encodes 208 amino acids. NCBI's taxonomy places the organism in Eukaryota, Fungi, Ascomycota, Dothideomycetes, Pleosporales, Pleosporaceae.